This is a messenger RNA of Anopheles marshallii, 522 nucleotides long. RefSeq names its product peptidyl-prolyl cis-trans isomerase-like 3. The record is from RefSeq and is a predicted model, not a curated record. Gene Ontology annotation, cellular component: catalytic step 2 spliceosome. NCBI's taxonomy places the organism in Eukaryota, Metazoa, Arthropoda, Insecta, Diptera, Culicidae. The transcript is spliced from 3 exons. Bases 1 to 522 code for a protein of 173 amino acids. Gene Ontology annotation, biological process: protein folding; protein peptidyl-prolyl isomerization. Gene Ontology annotation, molecular function: peptidyl-prolyl cis-trans isomerase activity.
AUGAGGCAGGCGCACGAUGAAACGCGGAAGGGUUGCGAUAGCGUAACAUUACACACUGAUGUCGGGGACAUAAAGUUAGAGUUGUUUUGCGACGAUUGUCCUAAAACAUGUGAAAACUUCCUAGCCCUGUGUGCGAGCGAUUACUAUAAUGGGAAUCUGUUCCAUAGAAAUAUCAAAGGCUUCAUCGUCCAAACAGGUGAUCCUACAGGCACAGGAAAGGGUGGACAGUCCAUUUGGAAACGGAAAUACGAAGACGAAUUUAAAGAAAAUCUAAAGCAUAAUGAACGCGGCAUGGUAUCGAUGGCAAACAGUGGACCUAACACAAAUGGAAGUCAAUUUUUCUUUACGUAUGCCGCACAGCCUGCCCUGGAUCUCAAGUAUACGUUGUUCGCCAAGGUCAUUGACGGAUUUGAGGCAUUGGAUGAGCUGGAAAAACUGACCGUGAAUCCCAAAACUUACCGACCUUUAGCAGAGAAAAAAAUUAACAGUGUAACAAUACAUGCGAAUCCGUUGGCUGGUUAG